Haliotis rufescens (red abalone) is the source of this 3033-nucleotide messenger RNA. RefSeq lists its product as uncharacterized. NCBI's taxonomy places the organism in Eukaryota, Metazoa, Mollusca, Gastropoda, Lepetellida, Haliotidae. Bases 156 to 2171 code for a protein of 671 amino acids. The transcript has 3 exons. The record is from RefSeq and is a predicted model, not a curated record.
CUGUUGUUGUAGGGGACAAGCAGCUUCCUCGACGGCAGUGUUAGCACGCGGUGACGUCACUUGCGUGUUCACUGUCGCUGGAUGAACCUGACAACAGUUCACAGAUCCCACGAGAGAUCCUUUGAAGCAUCUGUAACGUCAGUCUCCAUACCGAGAUGUCAGGUCGCAACAUCCACGCACUCAUCUACGGCCACACGGGAUCAGGGGUGACAACUCUCAUCAUGCGCUGGGUGAGUGGACGGCUACCGACCUCUGUGGAAGAGCUCACAGCGCCCUACAAUGGCGUCAAAAACAUCAACAUCCAGUUAGCGGAACAGAAAACUUCGGAGGUUGUCAUGGUGACACUUAUAGACGGAGGCGUGUUCCUAGGCGACGAGGAAGGUCUGAGAAGAGUUUGUCGGAAAGUUGACGUUAUUGUCGCAUGCACCUGUGUCCAAGUUGAUGACCUCGGCUUACCUGAGAUAAGACGCCUCAGCAUGCUACUCGGUUUACGAAGACCGCCCAUUAUCGUCCUUGGGACAAUGAGGGACCUGCGGGAUGAAGCCAUUGAUCAGUUGCCGCUCCUUACAGCGAUAGCUUGCAGUGAUGAUGUGGAGGAGCUUGGGGACGUGAUAGAGGAGACGGAGGAGGUGGGGAGACGUAACGCACUGUCGUCUGGAUACCCUGAACUGGCAGUGGAACCAAGGCGGCUCGGUAACAAUAACGAUGGAAAGAAGCCCGGUUUGGUUGAAACUCCGUCUGUCACGUCUGAACAUUCUAUUGAAGCAGACGUAUUUGAGGAACAGAGCCCACUGCUGCUGGUGUCCAAAUGUCAGGACCAAAGUGUCGAGAGGAAUAGAAUGGAGGAGAAACCUGUUAAUGGUGGCGAAACACAGUCAUUAAUGCCUGGACAAUUUCAAGUCACAGUUAAAAUAGAGAAUGCAGAACUUCAGAAGGGAUGUAUUUAUGGAUCGGAAAGUUUGGAUCUUGGGGUUGUGGUUCCUAAGACAAAAGAAAAGGUACAUUUCAGCGAAAGCGAAUCACACCCAAUAGUACCUGAAUCUGAUGUUAUUGAAGAAACUGGUGACAUUGUGAACGGAAGCAGUUUGUCGAGAAAACUCGAAUUAACCAUACAGAAUGUUAAGAGGCACAGCAUAAAGAACGAGGAACCGGAAACAGAAAUAUGCUCUUUUGAAGAUGACUGUUCCGCUGCGCAGGAAACGCCUCUGAUGUCUGAUGGGGAGGCGAGUGACGUCACGGGGUCAGACAGGCGAAUGGCAUCGCCCACUGAUCUCGAGUUUGAUAACAUUGAGCAUGAUUUGUCGUUUUUGAGCAGGGAAUUGAUGAACAUCUCCUCCCACCGUAUGAACCCGGACUACUGGUCAACGGAAUCCAUCAACGGAUCCGUUGCCUCACCGCUGGACCACUCCAGGGAUGUGAUCAGUGUGGUGGAGCCAGCCCACGGUAGACCAUUCAGAGAGAAUGGGGACGCUGCUGAACCGUCCCCGCACCAGGACCACGCAAACACAAACGAUAACGGUGUGAUAGGUCAAGAAUUAAACCAUUCAUCUGACACCAACACAUCACCUUUAAAACCAAUGUUAGAAACCCACUUCCCAGCCGACAAUGAUUCAUCGUUCACUGUCAAAUAUUUCCCAUGUACCCAGAAUUCAAAAACAGAAAUAUCCAACCAACCAAUCGAAACUCAUUUCCCGGAGCGUGUUACCGCAGCUGCUUGCAUGUAUAGAUCUACAGAGUGUUCUCAAGCGGCGUUGGACAAGAACAAUGUUGCUAAUUCAUGGAUACAAUGCACGGGUAGAUCGUGUAGCUGUGAUGAGUGUAUUGCCAGUAAAACUCAAGAAAUAUCUAGUCCCGCCGCGUUGCCUCAUGGGGAGGUGUCCACGUCAUCCUCUUCAUCAUUUCCGGAAGUGAAGAAUCUUCACAUCAGCCUUGACCUAGCUCCCGUGAAACUGAUUGACCCUUACCCAGGCAAGGCGAGACUGAGGGGGGCGAAUAGUGACAGCUUUAUGAGUAUCGAGGACGGAACUCGCUGUGUUAAGAAUGUCCGGGGGGAGCGUUAUAUGGAGUGUUCUGCUCUGACAGGGGAGAAUCUGCAUCAGGUGUUUGAAUACGUGGUAAGGGCUGGAUGUAAAUACAAUAGGCGGAGGAACGCUAAGUGUUUAAUAUCAUGAUACAGCACUAUUAUUCUGUCUCACAGUCCCUGAACCAUAUUAUUUUCCCUUCCACCAAGCCCUUUCUGUAAUGCAAGCCCUUUCCUCAGGUUCAGGUUCUGAAUCUCCCAUCUCUGUAGGCUCCUUUUCAAUAUAAAUGGAUUUUUUUGUUUGUAUCCGAAAAAUAUUCAUUCUCAGAGACUAAACAUUCGACUGCAGCACAAUAGUCUAACUGCAAGAUGUGUGUUAAAGGUGGGCUAAGCUCGGACAAAUCGGCAGGCCCAGCCAGUUUGAUUCAAGUCGUUCAAACACUUCCUUGUUUGACUGUUUACUCAAAUUGUGUGACGUAUGUAAUGCUAAGAGUUAAUAAUGACAUUAAAUGCAUAGAAACAAGGUUGUCCCUGGAAGGGAGAGGGACAACAGACGGUGGCGCAAACUCCCCCCUCAAGACUAUUUCGUAUUACUUGGUUUGCAGCUCCGCAGACACAACCUUUGAAUGAUUUUUCAUAUCGAGUCUUUUAACUUUCGUCACGUAGUGUAGGAAGCAUACUUUUCUUUUCCGUAUUUCUCCUGACCGACAACUGUAAGUAAUCACAAGAAGGCACCACGUGGAUUUAAAGUUUUAUUUUCAUGUUUCUUGCGAAAACAAAUCUGUAAAGCAAACGUUUAGGGGCUUAAUGGAAGAAGUCUGGAAACAUACCAUAUUUAGUCAGAAGUAUUCAAGACACUAACUUCAUGACUUGCUGGCCCCGUCUCUGAUCCCGUGGAGUGAGUGAGUUGGGUUAAACGCCGCUUUGAACAGUAUUCCAGUUAUAUCGCGGCGUGUCAGCUUAAUGUGGGAGGAAAGCCCGAAGUGACGCAGGUCUUAGACGUUUACCACUUC